Trichoderma virens Gv29-8 is the source of this 906-nucleotide messenger RNA. RefSeq lists its product as uncharacterized. The coding region runs from base 1 to 906 and encodes 301 amino acids. The transcript has 2 exons. Gene Ontology annotation, cellular component: methionine adenosyltransferase complex. Gene Ontology annotation, molecular function: methionine adenosyltransferase regulator activity. The record is from RefSeq and is a predicted model, not a curated record. Lineage: Eukaryota; Fungi; Ascomycota; Sordariomycetes; Hypocreales; Hypocreaceae. Gene Ontology annotation, biological process: S-adenosylmethionine biosynthetic process.
AUGGCGAGUUGGGAAUCAAACGGUCAUAUCCAGCAGCCACGCUUCCUCAUAUGGGGAGGCAAUGGUUGGAUUGCUGGUCAGUUGAAACGCCUUCUUGAGGAGCAGGGCAAGGAAGUUCACACCACGACAAUCCGCAUGGAAAACCGGGAAGCUGUGCUUUCGGAGCUCUUCCUCAUCAGGCCAACGCACGUUCUGAAUGCCGCCGGAUGCACUGGGAGACCAAAUGUCGACUGGUGCGAAGACAACAAAUCCCAGACGGUACGAUCCAACGUCAUUGGCACAUUGAACUUGGCAGAUGCUUGCUUCCAAGCCAAGAUCCAUUGUACCAUCUUCGCUACGGGCUGCGUGUAUCAGUACGACAAGACACACCCCAUCGGAGGGCAUGGUUAUACGGAGGAAGACCGCCCAAACUUUGAGGGAAGCUUUUACUCUUUAACCAAGAGCCACGUUGAGCCGAUCCUAAGCAGUUAUUCCAACUGCCUCAUUCUUCGUCUUCGCAUGCCUGUUAGCGAUGACCUUCAUCCGCGCAACUUUGUGACAAAGCUCCUUGGCUACGAGAGAGUAGUUGACAUCCCCAACAGCAACACCAUGCUUCAUGAUCUUUUGCCUGCUUCCAUCAUUCUUGCGGAGCAUGGUGAGACUGGUAUCUACAACUUUACCAAUCCGGGUGCCAUCUCCCACAACGAGGUUCUUACGCUCUUCAAGGAAAUUGUGAGGCCAGAAUUUAGCUGGAAGAACUUUACCCUGGAUGAACAAGCUAAAGUCAUCAAGGCAGGCCGCAGUAACUGCACGUUGGACACGACUAAGCUGGUUGCUAAGCUCAGGGGGUACAGAUAUGAGAUUCCUGAGAUUCACGAAGCCUACGAGAAGUGUUUCGAGAGGAUGAAGGCUGCGGGCGUAAAAUGA